AUGACCUCUCAGACCCAGUGUCGCCGAGAGGCAAGCAGCCUCUCUCAGCGACCCAACGCGAAUCACGUCUCCUUCCCGGGCGCCGUCAAGAGCGCCUUUACGAACACCCUCAAGUUCGAGACCCCCGGCGACUACCCCGCCGUCCCAACCUACCGCGUCGUCGACCAGGACGGCACCGUCGUCGACGAUGCCUUUGUGCCGGACCUGGGCGAGAAGGAGAUUGUCAAGCUCUACAAGGACAUGAUCUUUAUCUCGGUCAUGGACCUCAUCAUGUUCGACGCACAGCGCCAGGGCCGGCUGAGCUUCUACAUGGUCUCGGCGGGCGAGGAGGCGCUGAGCGUCGGUUCAGCGAGCGUCCUGGCCCCUGAAGACGUGAUUUUCUGCCAGUACCGUGAGCAAGGUGUUUUCAAGCAGCGCGGUUUCACGACAGAGGACUUUAUGAACCAGCUAUUUGCCAACUCCAAGGACCCGGGCCGGGGGAGGAACAUGCCGGUGCAUUACGGCAGCAAAAAGUUGAACAUUCACACAAUCUCAUCACCCUUGGCAACACAGCUGCCACAAGCUUCCGGGGCAGCCUACGCUCUCAAAAUUCAGCGGAUGCAAGACCAGUCUAUACCCCCGCGAGUGGUUGCUGCUUACUUUGGGGAGGGCGCCGCUAGCGAGGGCGACUUCCAUGCGGCGCUGAACAUCGCGGCCACGAGGUCGUGCCCCGUAAUCUUCAUCUGCAGAAAUAACGGCUACGCCAUCUCGACGCCAACGCUGGACCAGUACCGGGGCGACGGGAUUGCCAGCCGGGGUCUGGGUUACGGCAUCGACACCAUCCGGGUGGACGGCAACGAUAUCUGGGCCGUCCGGGAGGCGACCAAGAAGGCGCGCGAGAUGGCGUUGGAAAACGGGGGCAGGCCGGUUCUGAUUGAGGCCAUGACCUACCGGGUGAGCCACCACAGCACCUCGGACGACUCGUUUGCGUACCGAGCCAGGGUCGAGGUCGAGGACUGGAAGCGGAGAGACAACCCCAUCACGCGGCUGCGCAAGUACAUGGAGGCCAAGGGCAUGUGGGACGAGAGCAAAGAGAAGGAAUGCCGGGAGUCGACGAGACGGGAGGUGCUCAAGGCGUUCAAGGAGGCCGAGAUGGAGAAGAAGCCACCCAUCCGGGCCAUGUUUGAGGAUAUUUACGAGGAGCUGACGCCAGAUUUGAAGCAACAGAUGGGGCAGUUACGCGAGCAUCUGGACAAGUAUCCGGAGGAGUACGACUUUAACGAGUUCGAGGGGGGCAAGGACAGCUUGAAGGCGUAG
This is a messenger RNA of Colletotrichum graminicola M1.001, 1296 nucleotides long. Its product is annotated as dehydrogenase E1 component. The record is from RefSeq and is a predicted model, not a curated record. The transcript is spliced from 2 exons. NCBI's taxonomy places the organism in Eukaryota, Fungi, Ascomycota, Sordariomycetes, Glomerellales, Glomerellaceae. Gene Ontology annotation, molecular function: oxidoreductase activity, acting on the aldehyde or oxo group of donors, disulfide as acceptor. Bases 1 to 1296 code for a protein of 431 amino acids. Gene Ontology annotation, biological process: branched-chain amino acid catabolic process.